Molecule: messenger RNA, 549 nt
Organism: Mytilus trossulus (common blue mussel)
Lineage: Eukaryota; Metazoa; Mollusca; Bivalvia; Mytilida; Mytilidae
Exons: 1
Coding region: 1-549 (182 amino acids)
Source: RefSeq, a predicted model, not a curated record
AUGUAUCGUUAUUUUACUAAACAAAGAUCACAUCGAUAUAUCAAUGUGCUACAAGAUUUUGUCAAGACCUAUAAUUCGACACCCCACAGAAGUCUUAAUAACAUUGCUCCUAAGGAUGUAAACAAAGAAAACGAAGCAGACCUUUGGGCUUUCAUGUAUCUAAAACCUAAAAAACCUAAAAAACCUAAAAAAUUUCAUUUUAGAUUGAAUGAUUCAAUCAGACUCUCUAAAAUUCAUAUGGUUUUUAAUCGAUCGUACGAUGAACAUUUCACUAGAGAAAUUUUCAAAAUCAGAAAACGCUUUCGCAUGCAAGCUAUACCUGUUUAUAAAAUUUCCGAAUUUGAUAAUUCCCCAGUCCAAGGAUUAUUUUAUGAGCAAGAAAUGAUAAAAGUAGACAAAGAUGAAAAUUCUAUGUGGUUUAUAGAAAAGAAAGUUAAAAAGCGUAAACGGAAUGGACAUAUUCAGUGGUUAGUGAAAUUUGAAGGAUGGCCAGCCAAAUAUAAUCAAUGGAUUGAAGAGGGAGAUAUCACUGAGCCACAAGACUCUUAA